CACGGCCUCGCAGGGAGGAGCCCGUCAUUGCUCAGCGGAGAGAAAUGAAAGCCACUCCCCACUGGACUUGUCCGUCUGAUUCAACGCCCGACCUGCUCGAGAGCUUUUCUUGCUGUCGCGGCUCAUUUGCGAACUUCCAAACACUGACGUUUGACAUUUCUGCUUUAAGGCCGGUGUGCAGAUCUGCAGGUCGGCCAUUUUGGUGUUGAAAUACUUGAAAAUGCUGCUCAUCCUACUUGGAGUGCUCAUCUUGCACCUCAUCAUCCUCAUCCUUCUCAUUGUGUCCACAGCAGCAAGUGCCUGGACUGUAGGUGCCGACAUCAGCAAGGACCUGUGGUACAACUGCUUGACCACUGACGUCUCAUACCAGUGCACUCAGGCCAGCAAUGAAGAUUGGAUCCAGGCAGUGCAGGCCCUGAUGAUCCUGGCCGUGCUCUUCUGCUUCUUCUCGCUGGUGGCGUUCGUGUUCCAGUUGUUCAAACUAGUGAAAGGCGGACGCUUCUUCUUCACCGCCAUCUUCCAGAUUUUGGCCAGUCUGUUCGUGAUGUGCGGCGCCAUCAUCUACACGGUGAUGAGAACGGACGACGUGCCCGAGUCGCAGUUCGGCUACGCCUACGUGCUGGCCUGGGUGGCGUUCCCUCUCAGCCUCAUUAGUGGUCUCAUUUACAUCGUGCUGAGGAAGAAGGAAUAAUGGCGGCGGAGGAGAGGAAUGCGGAAGAGGAAGCGAGGAGGAGGUAGAAGAGGAGGCGUCGCACUGUGCCUACUGCCCACAGACCAACAACAAACAGACUGACAUCACCGAAGCGCAAUGAGAACUUGGCUUCGCUUUCCAGAGUACAAAGAUGUACAUAGCGUCUGUGGUUUUUAGACAUAUUUAUAGCAUUUUUACAUUACGUGUUGUACAUAGUGUUUUUAACAUUGUCUUCCCGGAGUGUGUGUGUUUUUCACACGUCAUGCAGCUGUGCCAAAGAAGUUUCGCUUUGUCCGCCAAGAUAUUCAGCUUAAUCUUUUUUGUGUGUUUUUUUUUUUAAAUGCUUUGAAUAAUGUGCCUUAGCUUUGAAAAAGUGUACUUCCCGAAGGAACGCAUAGCAAUUACAUCAUGAAGUGUCUUGUUUAUUUUUUUUUUUUUGUGUUAGUUUUGAUAAAACGGUGCUUUUUAUUGUUACUAUUCUUAAAAAUGUAUAGUCUCUUUCGUGUCGGUGUAGCUACUUUGCAAAUGUGUCAUGACACGCGAUUUAUUCGCUCCGUGUAAGCACGAAGUUUCAAGUCUUGUCAGUAUUCUUCUUAAUAAACAUUCACUUGAUUAGAAACACA
This is a messenger RNA of Corythoichthys intestinalis (scribbled pipefish), 1314 nucleotides long. RefSeq names its product peripheral myelin protein 22-like. NCBI's taxonomy places the organism in Eukaryota, Metazoa, Chordata, Actinopteri, Syngnathiformes, Syngnathidae. The transcript has 5 exons. The record is from RefSeq and is a predicted model, not a curated record. Gene Ontology annotation, cellular component: plasma membrane. Bases 221 to 691 code for a protein of 156 amino acids.